UGGUUUUGAUUGUGCCAAGCAGGUUCCUGGGUGGAGCUCCACUUCAGCAGCAAUGGGAACGGCAGUGGAAGCACUGCCACUCCGGUGGGCCAGGAACAAGUACCAGCCUCUAUUUCCAUUCACAAUGGUGACAUGGAGAAAAUACUCCUCGAUGCUCAGCACGAAUCUGGAAGAAGCAGUUCACGAGAAAGUUCACAUUGUGACAGCCCUCCUCGUUCCCAGACACCUCAGGACAGUCACAGAGCUUUGGAAAUAGAGAGUCACAGCAGUGGAGAAAAGAACAGCUUUCAGUCUGAAGAAGAUUUUCUUGAAAGGAGGAAAGAAGUAGAAAGGCUCCUGAAGAAGAAUGCAGAUUGGAUAUGGGAUUGGUCCAGCAGGCCGGAGAACAUCCCCCCAAAGGAAUUCCUUUUCAAACAUCCCAGGCGCACAGCUACUCUCAGCAUGAGGAAUACCAGUGUGAUGAAGAAAGGGGGGAUAUUCUCAGCAGAAUUUUUGAAAGUUUUUCUUCCAUCUCUGCUACUGUCUCAUUUGCUUGCCAUUGGACUAGGGAUUUACAUCGGAAGACGCCUCACGACCACAGCCUCAAGCAGCACCUUUUAAAGGCCCCAGAAAUCUGUUCUUGAAGCAAAUACUGGCCUGGAAGGAUGGGGGUGACGAGCGGAGCCGGCUGAGAGCGCUGAGCCACCAGUGUGGGCUUGGCCUGUGCCCGGGGUGCUGGGGCCUGGCGAGGAUGGAGAUGGGGCACUACGGCCGGUGUAUCUCAUAUAGUCUUCUGGAUCAAUUCAUAGAGCUUGUUUCAGGUGCAUUAACAUCUCUUUUGUUGCUUUGUAGUGAAGUAUCUUUGGAAAUUAAAAGAACUCGAUGUUUAAAAGCAAUCCUAGCUUCAGCAUAGCGGUUGUGGUGCAGCUGGGUCCUCCUCUGGGCUGCUGGGAGCGUCGGUCGCUGCUGCUGUCCCCGCGGCACGGGGUGGGCCCUGGGCGAGGCCUGGCCUCCCCUCCCUCUCUGGGAGUUGGGGGGAGCCCUGACCUCGCUCCAGGCUUUGCUCGGUUCCUGUGAGAGGGGAAGUGCUGGGCAACGGGAGCGGGAGGGACGCUGCCACCCUGGUACCACGCGACAGCCUCCGUUACAACCUGGACUUCGGUGCCUAAGAAGUCGCUGCUUUUGCCAAGACAUCUAUUUACCCAGUUAAUAGAAGUUCCUUCUGUUGUAUCUACUUGCCAGACUACUGCUUCUCGGUCUUUUUAUCUGUAAAAUAAUAAAUUUGCAUCUUGGAUUUGCCUCAUCCUUGUAUAGAUUUAAAAAACGGUUGCUUGCUUCUUUGUUUUUACUAAUGGAAUGCCUUUUCAUUCAGUGAUUUUACCUUAUUUAAUGAGGAGAAAAUGAAUGUUUGCCAAAAUACCAUGUUUUAUAUAUUUAAAUAAAAAGGUUCCUUGUGGA
Molecule: messenger RNA, 1437 nt
Organism: Athene cunicularia (burrowing owl)
Lineage: Eukaryota; Metazoa; Chordata; Aves; Strigiformes; Strigidae
Gene: BNIP3
Product: BCL2 interacting protein 3
Exons: 5
Coding region: 133-600 (155 amino acids)
Biological process (GO): positive regulation of apoptotic process; mitochondrial outer membrane permeabilization
Cellular component (GO): mitochondrial envelope; mitochondrial outer membrane; nucleus
Source: RefSeq, a predicted model, not a curated record